AUGGUGCCUUCUGGAGACAUGCGCGUCCACUACGCAGACGGGCUCACCCAGGACACCUUCAAAAUAUGCAAGGAAUUCUUGAGACCAUUUAAAAAGUCCCUACGGAAGCUGAAUUUGCCGAAAGAUUUCCCAAAGGAAAAGAGAUUAAACUGCACCAGAAAGAACCUCACCAUUCUUGGGGAUCACAUCAACAUGUUUCUUCAGCACUACUGCAAAACCUGGGAACUGAAACACUGGAAAAAGAUGCUCUGGAGGUUUGUCUCCCUCUUCUCAGCACUGGAUGAGAGGCAGCUGUGUAAACUGUACAGGUACAGCAAGACCGACCAAAUCACCAAGUUCCUGAAGGCCUAUUGCCGUUUGGAGAACCCCGACUUGGUUACCCUUCCCAAUAACAGCAAACUGGUGAAGCUACAUGAUCCAUGGAGGCUUGCCAGGGAUGCGGAGGUGCAGGAAAAGCUGGGGCAGAUGCACUCCUUGUCCGGAGGCUGUGAUCUCCCAGCAGGAAACAUGCCUAAAAAAAGGUACUCAAGGACCCGAGAGAAGAAAGUUAUGGAGCGACACUGGCUCCCACACAAAUCAUCUGCUCCUCCUUCCAUUAGUAGCAAUGAAGAAACAGGCAGUUCAUCAUCAUCAGAUCCCUAUUAAAGACUGACUGUGGACAAGGACAGCUUUUGUAAAGGACAUUAAACAAGAAAUCACACAAUUGGACUACUUUAUUCAACUUUUAUGACAUUCCAAAAGCACUCAAACUUUUUGCAGGCAUUUAGCAAAAUGUCAAAGACCCACUUCCUAUGUAAUGUUUGUGGCAAUUUUCA
Messenger RNA from Python bivittatus (Burmese python), 815 nucleotides. Lineage: Eukaryota; Metazoa; Chordata; Lepidosauria; Squamata; Pythonidae. The record is from RefSeq and is a predicted model, not a curated record.